AUCGAGGCACUUAGCUUCAUUUUAAAUGGCACAUGCAACAACUGCAACGUAACACUAGCUACUUGAACAUACUCAAAAUGGAACCGGAACCGGAACCGAUGACUAGCGACACCAUUGCGGCGCCAAAACUUAUAGGCCCGAACGAGCCCGAUCCCCAGGAAAAGUACGCUCCCUACGUGAGGCACGAUUCCUACGGGAUCAUGGGCCGUGCCCACCUUUCGUGGACCGAAAAGGUGUUGCUGGGGGUGGCAAUGUUGACGCUUUUGCCCCUGAGGGUGGCGGCCGCGAUGACGCUGGUCGUGCUCUGCUACCUGACGUGCCGGAUUUGCACGGCAUUUCUGGGUCCGAACGAGCACGGGAACUACGCGCAUUUGGAGGGGUGGAGGAGGAAGGUCAUCAUGGCCAGCGGCAGGUUUACCGGUAGAGCGCUUCUCUUUGCCUUUGGAUUUUAUUGGAUCGACGAAACCCACCGGGGCCAUCAUCACGUCCCUCCUCUAAAUUCAAACCACAAGGCGAGGAGCGAAGAAGAAAGGGCGGGAGUGAUCGUGUCGAACCACGUAUCUUAUACCGACGUCUUAUACCACAUGUCUUCUUCUUUUGCCAGCUUUGUAGCCAAGAAAUCGGUGGCUAGGCUUCCCCUUGUUGGCCUCAUCAGCAAAUGCCUUGGUUGUAUCUAUGUAGAGAGAGAAUCUAAGACACCAGAUCUCAUUGGUGUUUCAGGUGUGGUGAACCAAAGAAUCCAGGAAGCUUGCAAGAACAAGUUCUCUCCAAUGGUGAUACUUUUUCCAGAAGGCACAACAACAAAUGGAGACUUCCUCCUUCCAUUCAAGACGGGUGCAUUUGUGGCAAGAGCUCCGGUCCAUCCAGUCAUCAUACGUUAUCCAUACCGUAGGCUUAGCCCUGCCUGGGACUCCAUUUCAGGGGCUAGGCAUUUGAUUCUUCUUCUCUGUCAAUUUGUAAAUCAUAUGGAAGUGAUCUGGUUACCAGUAUACUAUCCCUCACCACAAGAAAAGGAUGAUCCUAAACUAUAUGCAGAAAAUGUCCGCAGGUUUAUGGCUCACGAGGGAAGUCUGAUACUGUCAGAUAUUGGAUUGGCAGAGAAGCGAGCAUAUCUUAGUGCUUGUAACGGUGACACGAGAACUACUGCUAACAAUCAUCAGAAAGUCAAUUGAUACGAAUAUGGAUUGAGAAUCUUGUAGUAAAGUUAUGGCAUUCCC
Molecule: messenger RNA, 1217 nt
Organism: Cuscuta campestris
Lineage: Eukaryota; Viridiplantae; Streptophyta; Magnoliopsida; Solanales; Convolvulaceae
Source: the annotation of a GenBank genome assembly